Molecule: messenger RNA, 1414 nt
Organism: Tripterygium wilfordii
Lineage: Eukaryota; Viridiplantae; Streptophyta; Magnoliopsida; Celastrales; Celastraceae
Product: transcription termination factor MTERF5, chloroplastic-like
Exons: 2
Coding region: 111-1412 (433 amino acids)
Biological process (GO): regulation of DNA-templated transcription; chloroplast organization
Cellular component (GO): chloroplast
Molecular function (GO): double-stranded DNA binding
Source: RefSeq, a predicted model, not a curated record
UCGACCUGCUAGAAGACAAGUAGACAACAUGAAUGCAAACAUAUUGGAACACCUAUUUUACUCCAAAACCCUAAACCCCUCUCUCUCCGAAUUCUGAAUUUGGGAUUGCAAUGCAGUCUCUGAAUUCAUAUCUCCGAAAGCUCCCGUUGAGCUCAAAAAAUAUUUUGGUCGUAUGUUCUCCCUUCUCUUCCCCCUCUCUUUCUUCAAACCCAGAACCGAAGCUUGCUCUUAUCGAUUACCUCGUCACCUCCUUCAAUUUCUCCGAAUCACAGGCCCUCUCCAUCAUAAACCGCUUUCCGCGCGCCAAAUCCCCUGAUAAUCCACGCGCAGUCUUUCUGUUUCUCCAGAAUCUCGGAUUCUCCACCGCCGAUAUCCAAUCCACCGCUCGCGUCUUCCCCCAAAUCCUCUUCACCAAUGUUGAAAAGACCCUUACGCCCAAGUUCAAGUUUUUUCAGGAUCUGGGUCUUGUGGGUUCUGAUCUGGGUAAGUUCAUGUCCAAGAGUUCCAGUAUUUUGACGAAUAGUUUGGACAAAAAGUUGGUUCCAUCUGUUGAUAUUUUGAAGAAAAUCUUGUUGAACGAUGAGAACAAUGCGGCUUUGUUCCAGGUUUUGAGUAGAGAUAAUCGGGUUGUCCAAAGUGAAUCUAAACUGUCCUCCAACAUUGCCUUUCUGGAAAGUUGUGGAAUUGUUGGCUCUCAACUUUCACAGUUAUUGAAGAGGCAGCCUAGGCUUUUUUGUUCGGCAGAAUCAUCACUUAAGGAUCUAGUUUCGCGGGCUUUUAAUCUGGGAUUUUCGGUGGAUUCAAGGAUGUUUGUUCAUGCAUUGUAUACUGUUAGCUGUUUGAGUGAUGCCACAAUUGAGAGAAGAUUGAAGUUGCUUAGGAGUUUUGGGUAUUCAGGGGAUGAGUGUAUGGAGAUGUUAAAAGCGGCACCAGCUUUACUUAGGACCUCUGAUAAGAAGUUAAAGCAGGGAAUGAAGUUUUUUCUGUUCACUGUCAAGUUGAAGAAGGAGGUGCUUGUUGGUCGACCUUCGUUUUUGAUGUAUAGCUUGGAGGACAGGGUGAUUCCUCGAUAUAGAGUUAUACAAAUCAUGAAGUCAAAGAGGCUGCUAAAAAAGGAGCCAAGUUUCUUACGUACUGUGAAGUUGACAGAAGACGUAUUCUUGGAGAAGUACAUAUCCAAGUUUAGAGAUCAUGCAGAGGAGUUGCUGGUAGCUUACAAGGGUCAUAUGUUGGAUUCUCCAGAAAAACAAGACUGGGUUGGGUUUGUUCUUGUUCUUGUUUAUUCUUGGAUUUAUAUCUGUAGCUGUGUUUGUCAGACCAAUGAAGUUCCAAGAAAUGAUAAUGACUUAAUUAUGUCCAUUACCAAUUUUAGUUGUUCGGACGCUCUUUUUCCAGGUCCAGAGGUGAUCUGAAA